Messenger RNA from Penicillium soppii, 2646 nucleotides. RefSeq lists its product as uncharacterized. Lineage: Eukaryota; Fungi; Ascomycota; Eurotiomycetes; Eurotiales; Aspergillaceae. The transcript is spliced from 4 exons. Bases 1 to 2646 code for a protein of 881 amino acids. Gene Ontology annotation, biological process: mRNA export from nucleus; ribosomal small subunit export from nucleus; ribosomal large subunit export from nucleus. The record is from RefSeq and is a predicted model, not a curated record. Gene Ontology annotation, cellular component: nuclear pore. Gene Ontology annotation, molecular function: structural constituent of nuclear pore.
AUGCCCAAGGUCAACAGUUAUGCGCCUGCCUGGCUGUGCCGGCCCUCGCCAGGCGCAAAGUUCCUGUCCAACAGUUCAGUCCCAAGUCCAGCACAGGACCUGCAAACUGGAUAUAAGACACCCACGAAAACCGGAGCUACGCGAACAAUUGCAAAGAGAGGAAAUGAGGUGUUCGCAGUGAUUGACAACGAGAUCCGGUGGUCCAACCUUUCCCGACUGAAAGAUCAAUGGCAACAACAAAUCAAGCAGAAUCAGGGAUCUGACGCUCAGGCUGAUGAUGCAGCCGAUAGUACCGAGAUUCCUCCAUACAGGGUUCUAGCAGUGCCUGUGUAUGGACUCAUCAAGCAAAUCAUUCCCUCUCCGAAUGGCGCCUUUCUCGCGAUUGUCACCGAAAACACAGUUCACAUCUCCGUUCUCCCCGAUUCAGCUCACCUUUCUUCUUCCGACUCCGAUUCAAUUCGACUCAAGACCUACCAGUUAGGACCGACGACCCAUGUCAUUCCAGAGGCACCGGUGGUUUCUGCUUUGUGGCAUCCAUUGGGCUUGCACAGUAACCUAGGUGGAUGUAUCGUCACUGUUACUGCUGAUGCAGCGGUGCGCGUGUGGGAGUUGGAUCGGAAUAAUCACUGGUCAUUCGACCAGCCAACUCUGGCAAUCGAUUUGAAGAAACUAGUCGACGGAGCCUAUUGUGAUCAGGACUUUGCCCCUUCUGGAUUUGGCAAAAACAAGGGUUUCUCCGCCGAUGUUAUCGAUAUGGAAGUCGCGUCGGCCUGUUUUGCCGGCAACGGGAACGAGAAAGAAGAUGCAUGGGCUCCUAUGACCCUGUGGGUGGCUAUGAGACCCGGUGAUCUCUAUGCGCUGUGUCCUCUCCUGCCCUCCAAGUGGCAGGCCCCCUCCACGACCAUUCCUUCGCUCUCUGCUGCAAUUGUUCCGAAACUCAGUGCUUUGGAACAGGACCCCGAGGAUUCAGACGAGGAACUCACUGCCUGUCGGCAACAAUACGAUUGGCUGUCUGAACUCGAUGAACAAGAGUCUUUCGAGGUACCAUCCAGCGCUAAAACUCUUCAAGGCGCAGAUGUGUUCACUCGCCCGGCAAACCCCAGCAGCAUCCCUAGGCUGCAAGGACCUUUCCGUUUCGAUACUGGCGAUGAGCUUGAUGAUUUAGAUCUCUGUGAUAUUCUCGUCAUUGCUGCUGGGCUGAACGUCGAAGAUCUUAUGAUGGGCGAGGAAGAAGAAUUAGCCGUGGAAGCCGCAGAUCAAGAGAAGCUCUCUGCCACAGUUGUGGCUCUUACCAGCGCAAAUGGCCGUGUCCAUAUAUGUCUGGAGCUCGAUGGCGUCGAGGGACAGUGGCUACCGAAGGCCAAAAAGAAUGCAUUCCGAACGCCUCUCUCGGAGCCCGCUGAUCUGGUCUUGGUGGAAUCUUUAGAUACUCUCAAGAACCCCGAGGAAUCAAGUACAUGGCCCACUUUCACGAGAGAUGCCCAUUCUCGAUACUCGUUCUUUGUUACGACUUCAAUGAACGUGGUAUUCCUAUCCUUAUCUGGGUGGGUUCAGCGACUAGAAGCUGAGCUGCAGGCCGAAGACACCGCAGGAUCUGCUUUCCGUCUUCAAGUUCUUUGCGAUGGAAACGUCACCAAGCGAGAAAGGAUCUUACAGGUAGCGGACACCGAUAUUAACACCCAAACAGAGCAUCUUGCCUCGUCUUUGGUCUUUUACGACUUUGACCUUGGCUACCUGCUACUCACCUACCAUCCGUCCAACCCCUACGCUGCCGUCAUGGACACACCAGAAGAUUCUCUCUCGGUAGCACUGGACAAAUCGAUUUAUGAGCCCAGGAGACCCACGCCAAGCUUACCUGUUUUGCCGCCAAGCCGUGCCCCAUACCAAGUUCCUGCCAUUUUCUACGCCAGUUCCCCCUUGGAUUCAUUUGUUGACAAGCACGUUCCACACCGCCAGCGCCACACACUCAAAGAGCAAGUGCGCCUGUCACCAGCAACAUUGGAUCUUGUGGCUACUGCCCACCGCAUUCUAUCCGCUCAUACAAAUGCCCUUGAGCGUGCUGCCUCGGAUCUCUUCCGCCGAUGUGAACGGCUGCAGGGCGAGAUGCAAGACCAACUGAAGCAACUUUCAGACGUUGCAGAGCGUGUGAAGGGAAUUACGAGUGAAAUUGGCGAAGACGGCUGUCACAAGGAGGGCGUCCGGACUGGAGAAGCCCUUGAUAAGAGACUCCAAGCUGCCAAAGACAAGCAAGGUGAACUGAACCGCCGGUAUGAGGCUUUGCGCAUGAAGGUCCUGAAUUCAGGCGGACGUCCAUUGAGUGAGAGGGAAAAGGCUUGGGUCAACGAAGUGAAGACAUUGUCCGAAUCCUUGCGGCCCAGUGGCGAUCAAGAAGACGACCAACAACUGAUUCCACGAAUCGAAACUGUCAAACGCCUCGCCCUGGAUCUCAUGGCCCAAACAAAGUCCAUAUCUACCAAGAUGCCUUCUCCAGAACCCGGGAGUCCGGUUUCAUCCGGCAGUCACCCUAAGGUACCGCAAAGACUGCAACGUGCCAUGGUUGCUGAUGCGAUGAGGAUGGUUGAACGAGAGUCCGCUGUUAUUGAUGCCAUUACCUCGCGCUUGGAACGACUGAACACAAGUUUGUGA